CUUUCAUCCGGUUUUCCACCCUUCACCCCUCACAUCUCGUCCCUCCCGCCAUCCGCACCACCUUGGAAUCACCUUCUUCAAGCCACCACAAUCAGUCCGUGUAGCACGCCCAAAGGAUCUCUACAACGCCAAUGUCCCGCGAUCACCGAUAGUCAGGCAGUGUCGCGGCGGCGUGGGAGCAACUCCCCGCAUACCGGGACACAAGGGGACCUUCACCUCACCUUCCUUCUUUCCACCCCCAACAGCAGCCGGUCGUCGCCGCGACGACAACACCGAGCAGCAAAACCAUAAAGUGGUAAUCGUUCAAAAAACAGAAGGGGCCAAACCAUCGUCUCUGCUACUCUUCGUCUCACUGUCACCGCAUCUCUUCGUCUUCGUCCUAGUCUGCAACAGCUCUUGUCGAAUAUCCGUCUGGGGCCCCAAGCAACCGGACACCCUUCGGCCGCCCUCCUCCUAUCCAUCCUCCUCCAAAGUCGGAAGGGCGGCAUUACCAGCUUACAAUGGCGUCCCGAAAUCACCCCCCAAACUCUUCGUCAGGGGUCUCGUCCCCUGCGAACGCCCCGUCCGAAGCCGAAGAAUAUGCUCCCUAUCCCACCGCCUCAUAUCCUCACUACAGCAGUCCUCGAUCUUUCUCGCCCCCUACUCCUCCACGCCUUCCCACAUCCUCCACACGAACACCAGUUGUAGCGUCAUCCGAUGCCGAUGCAACAGCCGCAGCCAGGGCAGCUGAUCAGUCCGGCCUCAACCCAUUCGAGCGCUGGAUCGUCUCCGCCAACAAACCCCAGUUCAACGCAAUCUCCGGCGCCAUUGGUGGCUUCACGUCCGGCAUAAUCACCUGUCCCCUCGAUGUCAUAAAGACCCGGUUACAGGCUGGCGGUGCUUACGCUCCGGUGUCCAAGGGCAGGCAUGUUGGUCACGAGAAAGUCUACCGUGGCCUUGCGGGUACCUUUCAGACCAUAUGGCGCACCGAGGGCGUCCGCGGUCUGUAUCGUGGUCUAGGACCCAUUGUGAUGGGUUAUUUGCCGACCUGGGGCGUCUGGUUUACAGUCUACGACUUGUGCAAGAUUCACUUCCGAGAAUAUCACAGCAACGAGUUUGUCGUGAACUUGAGCUCCUCGCUCAUCGCCGGCGGUACCAGUACUAUUGCAACGAAUCCGAUUUGGGUCAUCAAGACACGCUUGAUGUCCCAGUCCGUUGCCCACAAGCCAGGUCAACAUUAUUCGCAGUUUCCCAAGUCUUCCACCACGCCGACCUCGCGUCCUAUCGUACACACUGCCUCGCAUUACCAUUCCACCCUCGACGCUGCACACAAGAUGUACACCACGGAGGGAGUCCUCGCCUUUUACUCCGGUCUGACCCCGGCCCUAUUGGGCCUUUCCCACGUUGCCGUUCAAUUCCCGGCGUACGAAUACCUCAAGAAGAAGUUUACCGGUCAGGGCAUGGGCGGCCUCAGUGACGAGAACAACACGUGGUCUAACUGGUUCGGCACCCUCUCUGCUACGAUACUAUCCAAGAUUUUGGCUAGCAGCGCCACCUACCCGCACGAGGUGAUCCGCACCCGUCUACAGACCCAGCGCCGACCCGUGGCUGGAGCGGAGUACCUCCAAGGCCUUGGCAUCAAACCGCCCCAGCCGGGAACAAAUGGAGGAGCACAGGGGGUUCCCGCGAACCAGCCGCCGGCUACCCCUAAGUACCGUGGCGUUGUCCGAACCUUCCGUACCAUCCUCGCCGAAGAAGGCUGGCGCGCCUUUUAUGCCGGCAUGGGUACUAACAUGAUGCGUGCCGUCCCUUCAGCGACGGUCACCAUGCUUACCUACGAGCUCAUGAUGUCUCAGCUUUAUCAUGGAAAACGUACAGCAUUGAAGAAGCUCAACAUCGAGGAGGACUUGAGAGCUGGGUUUUGACACCCGGGUACCGACUCUAUCGAUAUAUCGGCGGUGGACAGUUUCUUGAAAGAAAGGACUCUUACAUGCAGGGUUGAAAGGAGUCAGGUAGCGAGGCGUUCUAACUAAGUUAUCUUUCUCUUGCCACACUCUCUGUCGAUUUCCUUAGUUUUUGCUUUCGACUCCUGGCGUGGGGGUUGCAUAAGCGGGGUGGGGAGGCAGAAAAGGGAAGGUGACGCGCAUUUGCAGUGAGGAAGAUGUCAGGAGGUUUCGACGCAGAUACCCCGGCCGACUUGUAGGUUUAGACAUUUCGUGCGUUUUACUAUUAUUAUACAGUAUUCUAGGAAACGCACACAUGGACAGGUCAAUGAAGAUCCUUGUUUCCAAAG
Sodiomyces alkalinus F11 is the source of this 2272-nucleotide messenger RNA. Its product is annotated as mitochondrial folate transporter/carrier. Gene Ontology annotation, biological process: pyrimidine nucleotide import into mitochondrion. Gene Ontology annotation, molecular function: pyrimidine nucleotide transmembrane transporter activity. The transcript has 2 exons. NCBI's taxonomy places the organism in Eukaryota, Fungi, Ascomycota, Sordariomycetes, Glomerellales, Plectosphaerellaceae. The record is from RefSeq and is a predicted model, not a curated record. Bases 501 to 1904 code for a protein of 467 amino acids. Gene Ontology annotation, cellular component: mitochondrion.